AUGCGCUUGAGAUCAUAUCAACAAGAAAUGCUUGAGGCCAGUCUUCAGCGCAAUACCAUUGUGGUCAUGGACACUGGGUCCGGCAAGACUAUUGUCGCUGCAUCUCGCAUACUUGCUGAGUUGGAAAGAUCUGUGACAGGCAAAGCCAUAUGGUUACUGGUCCCAAACGUUGCACUGGCCCAGCAGCAUUAUGGACGCCUUUCGGAUCUUUUGCCGGCAUACCAUGUACUCUUGCUUACGGGAAACGACGGAGUUGAGAAAUGGUCGGAACAGAAGCUCUGGGACCUGCUGCUGAAGGGCGUGAGCCUCGUGAUUUGUACCCCUGCUGUGUUGCUGGACGCUCUCACGCAUGGGUUCAUAAAGAUCGAGGAGAUACCGCUAUUAGUGUUUGAUGAAGCUCAUCGGUGCACCAAGAAUAGUCCCAUGAGUAAGCUCAUGAGAGACUUCUACCAUCCUGCUAAAAGCCAUGGCCGUUCGACACCACACAUCCUUGGUUUGACAGCUAGUCCGGUGGUGAAUGCCAAGCAGCAAAACAUAGCUUUGAUAGAAGCAAAUCUCGAUGCCGUGAUCGUCACCCCGAUACAGCAUCGGGCUGAAUUGGGAAAAUACGUACAUCGCCCCCAGCUGACGAAGGUCGAGUUCGAGGUCGAUCACGCAGCGAGCUUGCAUGGCACUGGCCCACUUUGUUCUGCUCUGACGAUGGCUGUGGCUCACUAUAAUAUCUCUACCGAUCCGUACGUACUGGAUCUUGAGAGUUGUUCGGAUGACAAAUCUUCCAAGGCAUUGGCGAAAAUAUAUCGGAGUCGCAAGACCUUUUGUUUCGAACAACUGGUAUCACUCGAGAUCCGUGCAGCGACCGUGAGAGAGCAACUGGGUCCAACGAUGGCUGAAUGGUACCUCACAUCAUGUAUCCAGAAAUUUCAGAAAUGCGAAGUGUCUGUCAACCCGCUGUUUCAUGAUCUGACUGAUCGAGAGCGUGAUCAUCUUGCCAAGAUCUUCGAAUCAAUCGUCGCUCAAGGCAAAAACAAUGUGCUUGAAUCACAACCUAUCAUCACCUGUUACAAAGCGCAGGCAUUGGUGGCCACGUUGCUCUCGAGUGCCUCGACUUCGAUGAGAGGCAUUAUUUUUGUCGAGCAGAGAGCAGUGACUACUGCGAUGUGUCAUCUCCUGAACAACAUCCCUGAAAUCGCGGCCCAUUACAAUAUCGGCUCCUUCGUCGGAACAUCGGCGAACACGAGUCGAAAAAUCAGAGUUGCCGAUCUAGUCGAAUUGAAACAACAGCAAUCCAGCCUUGGAGAAUUUCGUGACGGGAGUAAAAAUCUUAUCAUCGCGACCAAUGUGCUCGAGGAAGGAAUUGAUGUGUCCGCCUGCAACUUCGUAAUCAGCUAUGAUCCACCGCAGAAUCUGGUCUCUUUCGUCCAACGUCGGGGCCGCGCACGCCAAGCGGACUCUACAAACAUAAUUUUUCUCCCCAAAGAUGACUUGCGCGCUAAUGUCCAAGACUGGGCUGCACUGGAGGCAGAGAUGGUGGAGAUGUACGUCAAUGCCGAUGUCGAACGCCUUGACGAAAUGCAGACUCAGGAAGAUUUGGCGCAGAGGGAUUCGUACCGUGUGCCGUCUACUGGCGCGCUUCUGACACACGAGAAUGCUCAAGCACAUUUACAUCACUUCUGCCAGGUUGGAGUUUCACAGGCCACUGACCACGUUGACCUGCGCCCAGAAUAUUCCACAAUACAGGAUGAAAGCACAAAGCUCUGGUCUGCUUCAGUGACUUUGCCGUCAUAUGUACAUCCGAGCCUGCGUCACGCUGAAUCUGAGCAGUCAUGGCAUACUGAGCGGUCGGCGAUCUAUGAUGCUGCCUUUCAAGCCUACGUCAAUCUGCAUGAGAAUGGGCUGGUCAAUGACAAUUUGUUGCCGUUGUUCAAAGACAAUCGACCCGAGGAAGGGCAGAUGCAUCUCGACCAGCCGUCUAUCAAAGAGGUUUCGGAGCGCAGGCCGGUCUGGUGGGCUGCAUGCGAUGAACUGAGAAAGCCCGAGGUCAUGUGGUCACGGUCAAUCAUUGAGAUAUCUGGUCCUGAAGGAUGUCUCGUUACCAUGAGUAUGUGGACACCGGAGCGACGUCCUACGGACGAGACAUUUCAGUUGCAUUGGGACGACAUGAGGACUUACACUGUUUCCGUUCAUGCAUCGGACGGCAAGUCACUUGAAAACUGCGCCGAAAUCGCAGCAACGCGAGAAAUCACGAAAUUAUUAUUGCGCGCGGUGUAUGGUGACAAAGUCUCGCCAGAGCGCGACGAUUUCCCUGCCAUAUUUGCUCCUGUUAACUGCGAUGACCUUCAUGUGUGGCUGUCCAAACGGCAACAGAAUCCACGACAGCUUGAUAUCUCAUCCUUGCGACCAAGAGAAGAAUGGGGAUUGCUCCGAUCACGCCGAAUACCAGGGCGCAGCUUCUUUCUCCGCAACUUUACUGAUGCUUCUCAAACGACUGACACACAAGUACAAGUCAAGGUCUUCCCGAAGAGAAGAGACUUUCUCCACGCGGUCGCCAACCUCGAUGUCAUCUCAGCAGAUGAAACAGUGAAGCACACAUUAUACGCGAGCGAAUGUACUAUGGACGUUCUUGAAGCCAAGUAUUCGCAGUUUGCCGCUUUCAUUCCGUGCAUUAUGCACAGGGUCGAUGUCAAUCUACUCGUCGAUGAGCUCUGCACAACCAUAUUGCGUGACCUUGCGCUGAAAGACACCUCCCUUGUAUUCGAAGCUAUCAGCUCCCCGCCGGCACGAGAGAGCACCGAUUACAACCGGCUUGAGUAUCUUGGUGAUUGCCUCCUGAAGCAUAUCACUGAGGUGCAACUCAUGACACAACAUCGCAGCUGGCCAGAGAACUACCUGACUGAGCAAAAGGAUCGUAUCGUGUGCAACAAACACCUCUCCAAAGCUGCACUGAAUGCCCGUCUUGAUCACUUCAUUCUCACAAAGAUUUUCACUGGGAACAAGUGGCGACCUAUCUACGCUGGCGAAGUGCUUGCCGAGACUACAGAGCAGAAGCGAUCAAUGUCCACCAAAGUUCUGGCCGACGUCAUGGAGGCCUUGAUCGGCGCAGCAUACGUCGACGGUGGCCUCAACAAAGCCCACGCUUGCAUCCAGCUUCUGCUGCCCGAGGAAACAUGGUGGCCCAUGGAUCGCUGCUUCAGCGGAUUGGUAGAGGGACUAUCCCCUUGCGAUAUUUCAGACCUUCGUCCACUGGAGCGCCUGAUUGGGCACACAUUCAGAUACCCAUCACUCCUGGUAGAGGCUACAACACAUGUGUCCUUUCAGGGCAGUCAUACCGGCAUGUCGUACGAGCGGUUGGAGUUUCUGGGGGACAGUGUCUUGGAUGUCAUCAUCACCCCGAAGCUGUUUGCACAUGCGAGCAAGUUGAAGCAUUGGCAGCUCCACGGUGUGCACGAAGCGCUCGUGAACAGUCAUUUCCUGGGAUUCUGCUGCCUGCGUUACGCCACCGAGGACGAGGUUUUCGUCGUGGUAAAUGAUCAUGACGCCGAAGGACUUCCCAUGCCCGAUCUACAACCGUCCACGCGACAAUUGCACCUUUACGACUUUAUGCGCGCCAGCUCGAUCUUCGCGGCAUAUCGCAUAAAGGCUGUGGCAGCAUUUGAGACCCUUCGGAGACCCAUUGAAGAUGCACUGAGCCACGGCUAUGAGUACCCAUGGUGCGACCUCGUGGCUCUUUCCCCGCACAAGUUCUUUUGCGAUCUCGUCGAGUCGAUUAUCGGCGCGCUCUACAUAGACUCCGGCGGCGACUUGAGGGUAUGCGAGGCCUUUGUGAAAAGACUGGGCAUUCUGGAUUUCAUGCAGCAUAUGCUAGAUCAUGGCGUCAAGACACUCUCGCCGAAAGAGCGCAUGGGAAUUGUCGCUGACCAAGGAAAGGUCAAGUAUGUGAACAGCUUGAGUGAAGAUAAGUUGUCUCACACCUGCACGGUCAACGUAGACGACGAGAAAGUCUUCACCGUUGAGGGCUGCGGAAACAAAGUUGAAGCAGAAGUUAAGGCUGCUUACUAUGCCGCCAAGAUAUGGGAGAACAGGCAGGACGACCAGAAUCGUCGCAAACGACGUCUGAAGAGGACCGAAGACACAACGAUGCAUGCAGAAAUAUGA
Dissoconium aciculare CBS 342.82 is the source of this 4152-nucleotide messenger RNA. Its product is annotated as P-loop containing nucleoside triphosphate hydrolase protein. Gene Ontology annotation, biological process: siRNA processing. Bases 1 to 4152 code for a protein of 1383 amino acids. Gene Ontology annotation, molecular function: RNA binding; ribonuclease III activity; ATP binding. NCBI's taxonomy places the organism in Eukaryota, Fungi, Ascomycota, Dothideomycetes, Mycosphaerellales, Dissoconiaceae. The transcript has 4 exons. The record is from RefSeq and is a predicted model, not a curated record. Gene Ontology annotation, cellular component: cytoplasm; RISC complex; nucleus.